Molecule: messenger RNA, 363 nt
Organism: Acanthoscelides obtectus
Lineage: Eukaryota; Metazoa; Arthropoda; Insecta; Coleoptera; Chrysomelidae
Source: the annotation of a GenBank genome assembly
AUGAAGCUAUGCAGGGUAGCUUCACCGCGAACCGGAUUUUUGGUGACAAAUGCCAUCAACCAAGCACUUUUUGACGCAGAAAUGGAGAUGUAUGAACACUAUAAUGCACCAACUAGGAAUGCGUACAGUAAUAUGCCACUUUCUACCACAAAUAUGGCAAGUUCUGUUUCCCCCAUGACGUACUACUCAUCAAUUGGCAUCGCGGUGAGCCAAACUCAUCCAGUGCAUUCGUCUGCAAGUUCCCAAUCGUCGUCACCUGCAUAUUCCCAAACUUCAUCUAUUUUCUCUGAAUGCUUUAUGAGUAACUACCCACAACAGAGCUUUGAAGAACACUCCUGCCAUGACGAUGAUCCGACACACUGA